GUUAUAUCCUGGAUAAUAGCACAAAAGAUCUUAAGUUUGUAUUUAGCAACCUCGUGCCCUUUACAACAUAUGACGUGUAUGUUGGUGCUGAGACAAGUGCUGGGGUGGGGCCAAAGACUAACCUUACAGUUUUUACUCCUGCAGAAGUCCCAGGUGCUAUAUCUGAUUUACAUCUAGCAGAAGUGGAAGCCACAUACGUAAAAAUUGUUUGGAGGAAGCCACAACAACCAAAUGGUAUCAUUAUCCAGUACAGAGUUAAAGUAUAUGUGGAGGAAACAGAGGUGACUCUAGAGAACACUAUCCUCAAAGGAGAAGUGAAGUAUGCAAUUGAUUCUUUGGAACCAUAUAUGUUAAGUGAAAACAUCAAGCUUUCUCCAACCUGGAAUUCAAUGGAAGCAGCCAAUGAAUUAUAUGAAGGCUCAGCUGAAAUAUUUUCCAGUACUCAAACAGCUUCCCCAGUUAUAUUUACAAGUGUCUCUGGCGAUAAUUUGCCUGCAGUAAAUGGAGCUGCUCUGGAUAAUCAGUAUACCAUUAAUAUUUUGGCUGAAGAACUGUCAUAUGUUAUAAAAGGCCUUGCGCCUUUCACAGACUACACAAUCAGUGUAUCUGCUUUCACUUCUGUUGGAGAAGGGCCAUCAUCUACUCUCACAGUCAAGACUCGUGAACAAGUUCCAAGCUCAGUACAAAAUAUAUGUUAUAAGAAUAUUAGCUCCUCCUCUGUUUUGCUGUAUUGGGAUCCUCCAGCAAAUCCCAAUGGGAAAAUCAUUCAUUAUACUGUAUACGCAAUGGAACUGGAUACCAAAAGAGCAUUCCAUACAACAGCUUCAAACAACAGCUUACUUAUGACAGGUCUAAAAAAAUACACAAAUUAUAAAAUGAGAGUUGCAGCCUCAACCGCAGUUGGAGAAAGUGCUUUGUCUGAAGAGAAUGAUAUUUUUGUGAGAACCCCAGAAGAUGAACCAGACUCUCCACCCCAAAACGUGGAGUUAGUAGAUGUAACUGCAACAAAAAUAAACCUGAGAUGGUUACCACCUGAGCGGCCUAAUGGUCUCAUAACUCACUAUGAAGUUCUCUACAGUGAUUCCAAUGACUUGUUUAUUAAAAAUGCCUCAAACACAAGUAUAUCACUAAGUGAAAUGAAGCCAUAUACUCUCUACAACAUCUCUGUAAGGGCAUUCACCAGACUUGGCCAUGGGAAUCAGUCAUCUUUCCCACUUUUGGUGAGAACAUCUGAAACGGUUCCUGAUUCUGCACCUGAAAAUAUUACCUAUAGGAACAUUUCAUCCACAGAAAUUGAGUUAUCAUUUUUUCCACCAUCUCUUCCCAAUGGAAUCAUACAGAACUACACAAUAUAUCUGAAGGGAACUAAUGGAACUGAGCAAAGAGUCAUAAACACCACUCUUCUGAUGCUACAUAUUGCAGAUUUAAAGAAAUACACAGAAUAUACAGUGGAGGUGUCUGCUAGUACUGCAAUGGGGGAGGGCCUUCGUAGUGCACCCGUGCAUAUACUCACUGCUGAAGAUGCUCCUAGUUCUCCUCCUGAAUCCCUCUCAGUAAAACAGUUGUCGGGUGUCAUUGUGCAGUUGUCAUGGAAGCCUCCACUGGAGCCAAAUGGAAUUAUCCUCUAUUACACAGUUUACGUCUGGAGUAAAACAUCAAAAUGGAGUGUUAAUGUAACAGAAACAUCACUACAGUUCACAGACCUGGAAAAUAAUUAUGAGUAUGGUGCUUAUGUAACAGCAAGUACAAGAUUUGGAGACGGAAACAUAAGAAGUGAUGCUAUAACAUUCAGAACGCCUGAAGGAGCACCAAGUGAUCCGCCAAAAGAUGUUGUGUAUAGAAACCUUACCUCCACAUCAAUAAUCUUAUUCUGGUCUCCUCCUCAAAAGCCUAAUGGAAUUAUACAGUAUUAUUCAGUUUAUUUCAAAAAUAAUUCAGGAAUUUUCAUACAGAAUUUCACAAAUUACGGUAACGACAGUGGUGGGGUCAGUAUGUCUCCGUCUGCAGUCCUGGAUGACCUGGCAAAAUACAGCUAUUAUACUCUAUGGUUAACUGCAAGCACAGCUGUUGGAGAUGGAAACAAAACCAGUGAAAUAAUAGAUGUGUAUACAGAUCAGGAUAUCCCAGAUGGUUCUGUUGAAAAUCUGGUCUAUCAAAACAUUUCCUCAUCUUCUGUAAAUGUAAGCUGGCUUCCACCAUCUCAGCCAAAUGGUUUAGUCUUCUUUCAUGUUUCUCUAAGUUUAUUGCAUCUGGAAACCAAAGAGAUACUGUCUUUCCUUACCUACAACACAAGCAUUAUUUUUGACAACCUGGAGAAAUACACUGAUUACAUUCUGAAAAUUACACCAGCUACUGAAAAAGGAUCUUCUGAACUAUAUGCUCUAAGUCUUCACAUCAAAACUGAUGAAGAUGUCCCAGAAUCAACACCUAUAAUCAAAACGUAUUCAAAUCUCUCAACUACCUCAGUUAUGCUUUCAUGGGACCCUCCUGUUAAACCAAGUGGUAUCAUAAUAAGUUAUGAUUUACAUUUAUUUGGCCCAGAAAGGAAUAAUUCAUUCUCUACCUCCAAUAAUUUUGUGAUCUUGGAAGAUCUUGCACCUUCCACACUGUACAGCAUUUACGUAGCUGCAAGGACUACAAAAGGACCUGGGCCAUCUGCCACGCUUCUGUUCUACACAGAUGAGUCAGUGCCAUUAGCUCCGCCUCAGAAUCUGACCAUUAUGAACUAUACUGCAGAUUCUGUAUGGCUAAAAUGGGAUCCAAGUCCUCAGCCGAAUGGUAUCAUUAUGAGCUACAAUUUAAAGAUUUAUCAAAACAACAGUGAAAAAAUAUUUUAUCAGAAUGUUUCAGGUUUGAACAAUGAGGUCAACCUUGUUGGAUUAGAACCAUUCAGCACCUACGUUAUCAGUGUGUCUGCAUAUACCAAACUUGGCAACGGCAAUCAGUUCAGUAAUGCUGUCCAAUUUACAACAAAGGAAUCAGUACCAGAUGUUGUUCAGAAUGUUCAUUGUAUUGCAACGAGCUGGCAGUCAAUCCUAGUGCAGUGGGACCCUCCUGCCUCAUCAAAUGGUGUGAUUACUCACUACGUCGUAACAGUUGAAGGAAAUUCUAUGAACUUUUCUUCUUAUGAUAACCUGCAUACUUUUAGAAAUCUACUUUCCAAUAUUUCUUACCAAAUUAAAAUAAAAGCUGCAACAUCAGCUGGUGAUGGUGAAGAACAAAUAUGCAAUGCCAGCACAUUUCCAGAAAGAGUUCCCAGUGCUCCCCAGGACAUUGGUUUUUCCAAUGUGCAGUCAACAAGUGUGACCUUGAAUUGGAGAACUCCAAAAUCUAUCCUCGGCUACUUUCAAAACUACAAGAUUACCACACAGCUACAGUCUGUACGUUGCAGUGACUGGGAAGUGGAGGAAUGUAUUGAAUAUGAGAUGCAUCACUAUUUGUAUGAAAAUGUUUUGGAUGGCCAGAUAGAAGGGACAGUUCAUGGACUAAAAAAGUACAGAUGGUACAGAUUUGCUGUGGCUGCCAGUACAAAUGUUGGUUAUGGCAAUUCUUCGCCUUGGAUUUCUACACAAACACUUCCUGGCUCUCCAGAUGGUCCUCCAGAAAAUGUGACUGUAUUAGCUACAUCUCCUCACAGUAUUAAUAUCAGCUGGAGUGAGCCUGUCAUCAUUACUGGACCAACAUGCUACCUCAUAGACGUAACCUCAGUAGAUAACAACAGUUAUAAAGCUCAGUUUCUGAAGACAAACGAUGAGAAUAAAGUCUUAGAAAUUUCAGAUUUAAAAGCAUUUACAAGAUAUUCUGUAAUCAUCACUGUCUUUACGGGAGAUGUUAAUGCUGCACCCAUUGAAGGCAAGGCUAGUUCUCCAGUAAUUGUCUCCACUUUUGAAGCAGUGCCAGAAGACCCUCCUAACAACAUAACAUUUCAGAAGAUUCCAGAUGAAGUAACAAAAUUCCAAGUAACAUUUGUGCCGCCAUCAGAACCAAAUGGGAAUAUUCAAGUAUAUCAAGCUAUGGUCUACAACGAAGACAACCCCGCUGCCAUCCAGAUUCACAAUCUUAGUGUCAUUGAUAAAACAGAUCAGUCGGUCACUGCUGUGAUAGAAGGGCUGAAAGGAGGAAAUACAUAUAAUGUCAGCGUGUAUGCAUACAAUGGUGCUGGUGCAGGGCCAAAAAUUCAAUUGAAAAUAACCAUGGACAUCAAAGAACCACCGCGGCCUAGUAAGAAACCAGCACCAGUUUAUGAUACCAAUGGGGCCUUACUUGUCACAGCUACAACGAUUACUAUCAGAAUGCCAAUAUGUUAUUAUAGUGAUGAUCAUGGUCCUAUCAAGAAGAUACAAGUUCUUGUUGCGGAAGCUGGAGCUCAGCAUGAUGGAAAUGUUACUAAGUGGUAUGAUGCCUACUUCAACAGACCAAGACCAUAUUUUACAAAUGAAGGUUUUCCGAACCCACCCUGUGUAGAAGGAAAGGAAGUUCUGAGUGGUAAAGAAGAGAUAUAUGUCAUAGGUGCUGAUACUACGUGUAUGAUACCAGGCAGUCAAGACAAAAUAUGCAAUGGCCCACUGAAACCAAGAAAACAGUACCUAUUUAAGUUCAGAGCAACCAAUGUUAAAGGGCAGUUUACAGAUUCUGAUUAUUCUGACCCUGUUAAAACCUUAGGUGAAGGACUGUCAGAAAGGGCUGUGGAAGUUAUACUUGCAGUCACUUUGUGUAUAUUAUCAAUUGUUCUCCUGGUGGCUGCAGUCUAUGCUUUUGCACGGAUUCGGCAAAAGCAAAAAGAAGGGGGUACCUACUCCCCAAGAGAUGCUGAAAUUAUUGACACUAAGUUCAAACUGGAUCAGUUGAUCACAGUGGCAGACCUGGAGCUGAAGGAUGAGAGAUUUACACGAUACUCUUCAUUUUUCUUUAGACGCAAGGAGAUAUUUGUCAUCCAGUUACUUAGUUAUAGAAAAUCUAUCAAGCCAAUAAGCAAGAAAUCCUUCCUACAGCAUGUUGAAGAGCUUUGCACAAACAACAACCUAAAGUUUCAGGAAGAAUUUUCGGAGCUUCCCAAGUUUCUUGAAGACCUUGCUUCAACUGAUGCUGAUCUGCCUUGGAACAGAUCUAAGAAUCGUUUCCCAAACAUAAAGCCAUAUAACAACAACAGAGUAAAGCUGAUGCCCGAUGCUGGUAUUCCUGGAUCUGACUACAUUAAUGCCAGCUAUGUAUCUGGCUAUUUAUGUCCAAAUGAGUUUAUCGCAACUCAGGGACCAUUACCAGGAACAGUGGGUGAUUUCUGGAGAAUGGUAUGGGAGACGAGAGCUAAAACACUAGUGAUGCUUACGCAGUGCUUUGAAAAAGGACGGAUAAGAUGUCAUCAGUAUUGGCCAGAGGAUAAUAAACCAGUGACUGUAUUUGGGGAUAUAGUGAUUACUAAAUUGAUGGAAGAUACCCAAAUGGACUGGACCAUCAGAGACCUGAAAAUUGAAAGGCUCGGGGACUGCAUGAUGGUGCGGCAGUGCAAUUUUACUUCCUGGCCGGAACAUGGGGUCCCUGAAACUACUGCACCAAUUAUCCAUUUUGUAAAACUUAUCCGUGCCAGCCGAGCACAUGAUACCACACCGAUGGUGGUUCACUGCAGUGCUGGUGUUGGAAGAACAGGAGUUUAUAUUGCACUUGACCAUUUAACCCAACAUAUAAAUGAUCAUGAUUUUGUGGAUAUCUAUGGACUUGUAGCUGAGUUACGAUCUGAAAGAAUGUGUAUGGUACAGAAUCUGGCACAGUAUAUAUUUUUGCAUCAGUGUGUACUGGAUCUGUUGACAAGCAAGGGAAGCAGUCAGCCCAUAUGUUUUGUAAACUACUCAGCACUGCAAAAGAUGGACUCUCUGGAUGCCAUGGAAGGUGACGUGGAGCUUGAAUGGGAAGAAACUACCAUGUAAAUAUUAAAACUAAAUAUUAAAA
This is a messenger RNA of Tinamus guttatus (white-throated tinamou), 5943 nucleotides long. NCBI's taxonomy places the organism in Eukaryota, Metazoa, Chordata, Aves, Tinamiformes, Tinamidae. The record is from RefSeq and is a predicted model, not a curated record.